AGCGGCUACCAUCAGCAAAUGGAUCAAAGUGGCAAUUGACACUAAAACCGCGCUCGGCAAUCUUUAUGGCUUCUGUGGCGUUAUGCUCGGCCUAUGCUUGCCGCAAAUUCAGAGACUAGCCAAUACAUGGCACUUGUUACGACAAAAACACACGGACGAAGCUUUUAGCUUCGAAGCGAAAUUAAGACCUACUCUACGGGCUAUGAACGAGUGUACCAAUCCGCAGGCGCCUAAUACAACGUUACCACAUUUGCUACCGAUCGCGCUACUUGGCGAACGCGGUCCAGAAGAUGUUUUAGGCACUGUGGCACCUUUUGGACUGACGGCAGCGAUUCUUUCACCAUGGGAGAAUUCAGCAUCUGAUUGCGGCCUAUCGAUAGUCUGGUCGCACCUUGAGGCGGCUCGCAAGCUAGCCGACAGUCUACCGCUCUUUCGCAGGAACGCGGAAAUCGUCUUGGAAGGUUGUAGGAGCGACGAAUUGCUAUCGGACGCCUUCCGCACCGAAUUUCACAUCAAGUUCUUGUGGGGCAGUCGCGGUGCCACUGUCGCACCGGAAGAACGUCACUUAAAGUUUAUACAAGUCUUAGACGCAAUGUAUGACAAGUGUGCGGCGAGCGAAGUGACCGCUUGAAAAACAAACCAAAGGAUCUCAUGGAUCUGAAUGGAGAGAAGAGUCUGAAGAGAUGAUUCUCCACGCGUGAG
Molecule: messenger RNA, 702 nt
Organism: Wasmannia auropunctata (little fire ant)
Lineage: Eukaryota; Metazoa; Arthropoda; Insecta; Hymenoptera; Formicidae
Product: breast cancer anti-estrogen resistance protein 3 homolog
Exons: 2
Coding region: 83-631 (182 amino acids)
Biological process (GO): small GTPase-mediated signal transduction; positive regulation of peptidyl-serine phosphorylation
Molecular function (GO): guanyl-nucleotide exchange factor activity
Source: RefSeq, a predicted model, not a curated record